CACAUUAACACAUCAUACACUCACCAUUGUGUUGAGACACACUCUCUUUCUUUCUUGUUAUUCUCUUUCUCUUUCAUCAUUUGGCUUAAAACACACACACAAAAGGUGGCCAAAAUGAGCAGUGUCUGUGCCAAGCAGCACAAGUUUUACCCCUCUCACCAACUCCUUUCUCCAAAGAAAACCCUCAGAGAAAUUGACAUCCCUCCAAGGAAGCUCCUCACUCGCCGUGCCGCCGCAUGCGUCGGCGGCACCGACGUGUACUCCUCCGAGGAGACCAUGCUGCAAAAGUUCCUCCCUUCCAACGAUUCUGACGAGGACGACCCUUACUCCUCAGACCACUUCCGGAUGUUCGAGUUCAAGGUCCGCCGGUGCACCCGAAGCCGGAGCCACGACUGGACCGACUGCCCCUUCGCCCAUCCGGGUGAAAAGGCACGCCGCCGUGACCCACGGCGGUAUCACUACUCAGGAACAGUCUGUCCUGAGUAUCGUCGCGGAGGGUGCAGCCGUGGCGAUGCAUGCGAAUACGCCCAUGGCGUGUUCGAAUGCUGGCUGCACCCUUCCAGGUACAGAACGGAGGCCUGUAAGGAUGGCAGGAACUGCAAGAGAAAGGUGUGUUUUUUCGCACACACCCCUCGCCAGCUGAGAAUUUUGCCGGUAACAACAUCUUCACCCUCUUCAAAUGACAUGCCAUGCAAGAAGAACCUUAACAAACUCUUAAACCAUGCUUCAAAAUCAAACAACAACAACAACAACAACUGUUGUUUGUUUUGCCAUUGUGGUGCUUCCUCUUCAGUUUCUCCAACCUCCACACUCUUCGGCAUGUCGCAUUUCUCGCCACCAGUAUCACCAUCCUCGUCCUCUUCACCACCUCCUUCUCCAUUGAAACCCCGAAGCGUGGUUUCUCCUAUUUCUCCAAUUUCCCGUUACAGUGCUGUGAAUAUGAACCCUCAUCACGGGGUGGUGAGUUACAAAGACAUGUUCGCUGAGUUGGUGAAUUCUUUGGAGGGUUUGAGUUUCAACGAGGGUUCUCCUGUUUCUGGUGCUAAAGCACCGAACUUUCCUUGGCUUGAUGUUUCUCUUGAGGAACAGCAACAACAACAAAAUCCUUUCAUUGUUUCUUCUUUUGGCUGCGAAGAUAAACAGAACCAGUUUAUUUUUUCACCACCGUCCAUUCAGACACCGACAAAUGGGAAGUUCUGUCGCAACAGAUUCAUGGGCAACGACAACAAGGUUGUCGGUGGUGCUGACGUUAAUGGCCCAGAUCUCGCGUGGGUGAACGAGUUGCUGAUGUAAUAGGUGAAAGAUGGUGACGACGAAAAUUAAUGGUAGUGAUCGAUGACUCAUAUCAGUGAAUGAAAGUGUAAAUACAGCAGAGAAACAUUAAAAAAAAAAAAAACGUCUCUGGCGUAUCUAUUGUCAUUGUUAAUUACUAUUGCUUAAUUAAGGUUUCAUUGCUUUCUGAAUUUGUUGUUAAGUUUGAGACAAUUUAUGUAAUUUGGAUUUCAUCUUGUUUUUAAUGUAUAAGGGAAUAUUUUGACUCA
Messenger RNA from Glycine soja, 1541 nucleotides. Its product is annotated as zinc finger CCCH domain-containing protein 2-like. Gene Ontology annotation, molecular function: metal ion binding. The transcript has a single exon. Bases 115 to 1293 code for a protein of 392 amino acids. NCBI's taxonomy places the organism in Eukaryota, Viridiplantae, Streptophyta, Magnoliopsida, Fabales, Fabaceae. The record is from RefSeq and is a predicted model, not a curated record.